CCGACGUCGCCUUCGCGCAGCUUAGCUCUCCUUCCCGCAGCUUCAGCCUAUAGACAUGGCACUUCGCUCCGAUAGAUUUGUAACAUGGGUAAAGGCGCCAUAUAUAAGGCAUGGUGGAGCUUUAGCUGUAGAAACUACCGCAGUAGUACGAGCGUAGCUGCGCCAGUAGGGAGAUGUUGUGGAGACGACGGCGGGGUGCUUGGAAGCAUCCGUCGCCGCGUUGGGCUAAAUACCGCGUCUCGGUCGAGACGUAUUCCGAGCUGCUACGGCGCAUUGGUGACGAUCGCGACAAGCCCUUCAAAGGCUGGUUUAACGACAAGGCUCGCUACGAUUACAGCAGCGCCAACAAGGAGCUCAUUCUUCGCAUGGCCGCUACACCUCUCCAUAACUGCUUAUACGCCUUUAUUGUGAAGCGGACCGAUGAUAAGCUAGCUAAGCUGAGGGCUCAACAUCUUAUAGAGCUAGGCUCCGCUCUCAAAGGCGUGCGUCCUUGCAGCAUCCGUUUCGAUGCCUCCGACACCGACACCGACGAGCUAAACCUCGACGCCGACCCGUUCACGUCACCCUCCAUCAUGCCGCCCUUUCGUCCAGACUAAAAGGCACCAGAUAACCAAUUCCAGCACCGCAAGGCACGCUGGCCUUCCAUCGUCUUCGAGGUCGCGUAUAGCUAGAAGGCUAAGGACCUACCCCUUAUCGCCGACGACUAUAUACACGAAUCGCGUGGUAACAUCAGCGCAGUCAUCUGCUUGAAACUCGAGUACACGCCUCCUACCAGGCUACAAGCAAUACCACGCGCCAUAAAGGCGCCAACGCCUCCGCCUCCGCUAUCAAAGCAAGCGCGAGUCACUGUCUGGCACCUUCAGAAAUUCAUUGAGCUUUUCCAAGGCAAGCAGGUGACCUACAAGGAAGUCACUACAGUAACGGACCAAGUUUUCCGCGGCGUCACCUGCCAGUAUAUACAACACACACGAACCAUCAGAAGGGAACGUAGCAACUAGCGCUCC
Aplosporella prunicola CBS 121167 is the source of this 1004-nucleotide messenger RNA. RefSeq lists its product as uncharacterized. NCBI's taxonomy places the organism in Eukaryota, Fungi, Ascomycota, Dothideomycetes, Botryosphaeriales, Aplosporellaceae. The transcript is spliced from 2 exons. The record is from RefSeq and is a predicted model, not a curated record. The coding region runs from base 174 to 596 and encodes 140 amino acids.